Messenger RNA from Teleopsis dalmanni, 2766 nucleotides. RefSeq lists its product as uncharacterized. The record is from RefSeq and is a predicted model, not a curated record. Gene Ontology annotation, molecular function: protein binding; endonuclease activity. The transcript is spliced from 9 exons. NCBI's taxonomy places the organism in Eukaryota, Metazoa, Arthropoda, Insecta, Diptera, Diopsidae. The coding region runs from base 122 to 2647 and encodes 841 amino acids.
UUAACAUUUCAAGCCAUUCGUAAACAUUACUCUUGCUGUGGUGCUAUUAGCAGAGCCGUCAGAAAUAAGUAAUUGUAGUUCAUAAAGAUUCUGCGUUUUUAUUGUUACUAAUAAUAUUGAUAUGAAUCAGCGGCUAAAUUUCUUAGCGCUCAUAUUAAUUGAUGCUCUUGAUGAUGAAAACGAAGAAGACAUUUGCAGUAUACUUGAUAAAAAUAUGGUGGAUCCGAGUUUCGUGCCUAUUGAGCGUGGUAUUGCACCACUGCAUUUCUCGUGUGGUAUGGAAAAUGCUGAAUUGUCAUAUAAAAUAACUAAACGAUUUCUCGAAAGCGGAGCUAAUCCAAAUGUUCUUACUGACGAAAAUAUGACCCCACUUCACAUAGCGGCUAUGCACGGACGCGUUGGCAUAGUAGAAAUGCUACUGGAGCACAACGCUCAGUUAGAUAUUUCAGAUGAUCAACGUAAAACGCCUUUGCAUUAUGCGAUUGAAGAAUGCUACUUUGAAGUUGUCCAAGUUAUGCGCGAUCAUAUAUUCCAAAACAAAUUUAGAGAAAAACAAAAACAGCACUCAAAAAUAUUAAAAUGUAAACAAAAUGUCUCACAGGAUUCAUUGUCGAAAUCUAAAUUCGAAUACUAUUUACAAAAAAAAAUAUGUAAUCAAAAAACUUCCACACCAAAUGCUGAACCAGAUUGCAAAAAUACUCCCGACAAAGCAAAUAACAAAGCGCUUAGAGUGACGAAUGAAAUGUUGGACAGCAUCAAAUACACACCAAAUCGAGUACAUUACAACUACGAUGUUACUUCACCUUACUAUAUAAAUAUAACACAUCGGCGACACCAGUUGCAGCCAAAGUUUCCGGUAUUGGACUUACCGCCUAAAGAAUCAGCUGACAUAGGAAAAAAUACAGAAACGUCUGAAAAAAUGAAUUUAGUUAAUAAAACGUUUGUGUUAGAUGAAUCUUCACAAGCUGAGGAAAAACCAAUAAAUUUAUUUGCAUUAACACGUGAAAACGUUGAAGAACUUUCACAGACUGCACCAGACCAUAGUCGGUCACGCGUAUCCCUAAUAGACGUUUGGCGACAGAAGGUACAAAACACUAAAGCACGUCAAACUAUACUGAAAGAGUAUGACGACAUAAGUGAAAUGAUCGACAAUGUAAUGGCAAGUGAUCAUCUUAAUUUUACUAACGUUUUAUAUAAAGAAAAAUCCAGUAAGACGACUGAUGGAGAUAGUGGUGCUUGUGGUUCCAUAGCAUCACAUGAUCGUAAGGAAGGUUCAGAAGAAAGAGUACCACAACGUAAAGUACAAAAUGUGUCGUUGGGUGCGUUGAUUCAAAGAGUGGCAGAGGCUCAAACAGCCAAACUAAAUGUGUUACCGGACACCGAAAGUAGUUACCAAACGGUACCUGAGUUUGACGCUAACAGACAAAAUAACUUAGAAGUACCUGAUGCGAUGUGUGCCGAUUUAAGCGGUAUGAACAGCAGUAUGAGCUUCAUACGAUCACCCAAAAGUGAUUUUUAUUUACAAAUGAAGGAAGCUUAUGUGCAUACGGACGAUGAAAAUGGACUUGUGUUUUAUGAAACCAAAUUACCAAGCAAUCCCGGAAAUAAAGUGGCACAGCAAAGAAGUUCAGCUAUAAGAAAGCGCUGUAACUUGAAUCAGACAACGACGACGCAGUCCACUAACAUAACUUUGCCAAUUGAUUAUGAGACUGAUGAAUUACGUGCAGAACUUACAACUUUUGGUGAAGCACCAGGGCCUAUUACUAAAACUACAAAGCGUUUAUACAUUAAACGUCUAGUGAAGUACAAACGAAAUCCAGAAUUAAUGAAAGAACUUAGAGAAAAACAAAGUAGUCAGGACCAAAAAUUUUCUGUGGAAUUAUACCGUACGGUGCGCAGGGAGGAGGAAUUUGAGAAUAUAGCAAAUUAUUUGAAGUAUGAAGCAGAUGCCAUGUCCUAUUUUGCAAAUAAUAAAGAAAAGCGAAAUAUGCGUGAAGGUCAUCUUAAACAGAGCUUUAUAUAUAUGUUAAUAGAUCCUUGCAUAUCCUGUAACUUACCUGGGGAGAGUGUAUACCUUAACAAACCUGAUGUCUGGAAGCGUUUCCUACAUUCAAUAUUCUAUGUUGGUAAGGGUAAAUCCUCGCGUCCCUAUUCACAUCUGUAUGAUGCUAUGAAAGCACAUUCACAGCUGCAUUCUGGUAGAGGCACUUCAAAUGAAAAGAAAGUACCAGGUAAACAUCGAAAUAUAAUAGCAUGUUCUUUAAAGAUCUUCACUAUGGCUUUUAUUUAUUUAAUAGUUAGGAAACAUACACUCAAUAUGGAUCUCAUUAAAUCACCGCCCACUAAAUUUUCAAAUAACAAAAAACUUGAUCGUAUUUUAAAAAUUUGGGGCAAUGGAUGCGGCGUUGUUUGCUUGAAUGUAUUCCAUAAUAUUUUACCCAUAGAAGCAUAUACCCGUGAAGCUGCCAUAAUCGAUGCAUUGAGUCUUAAUCAUUUGACAAACAUAAAGCGCGGUGAUUAUUAUGGGCCAUCUAAAAACUGGUCAAUGAAGAUAAAGAAACAGCUGGGAAUAGCUCUACUAUAUAAAUCGUUGCAAAUCUAUCUUGCCGAAGGCGAAUCGCAAUUAGCACCAAGUGAUCUAAUUUAAGGACAGAUAUAUUUUUUUGAUUGAACUGUGAUUUAAAAUUCCUUAAACGUAAAUGUGAAAAGUUUCCAAAAAGCUAUAUUUGUAUAUAAGAUUUUCAAAAUACAACAUUAAAUUAUAAA